Fusarium keratoplasticum is the source of this 312-nucleotide messenger RNA. RefSeq lists its product as uncharacterized. The record is from RefSeq and is a predicted model, not a curated record. NCBI's taxonomy places the organism in Eukaryota, Fungi, Ascomycota, Sordariomycetes, Hypocreales, Nectriaceae. The transcript has 2 exons. Gene Ontology annotation, molecular function: iron ion binding; monooxygenase activity; oxidoreductase activity, acting on paired donors, with incorporation or reduction of molecular oxygen. The coding region runs from base 1 to 312 and encodes 103 amino acids.
AUGCUAUCAUGCAUGACUGACAGCUCGUCCGUUGCAGGAGCCAAGGCUAUUCGCAUCGCACCCAACGAGCUGCACAUCAACGAAACAUCACUGUACAAGGCCAUCUACAAACAAUCAAACCCGUUCCCUAAACACGAACAAUUCUAUCUUGGGUUCGCCACCGAGGCACCCACCUCAUUCACCGAGGUUGAUAAGGCUAAGCACAAGGAACGCCGUCGCAUGUUGAGCUCGAUGUUCUCGCGUGCCGGAGUACUAAAACUCGAAGAUCUUAUCUGGGAGCGUCUCAAGUUGCUGGAGAACAAGAUUGAUUGA